Molecule: messenger RNA, 999 nt
Organism: Thlaspi arvense
Lineage: Eukaryota; Viridiplantae; Streptophyta; Magnoliopsida; Brassicales; Brassicaceae
Source: the annotation of a GenBank genome assembly
AUGCCAAUUCUGUCACUCUCUCAGAAUCCAACCAACUUCAGCGAGACUUGUGAAGACGGAAGUGGAGAAACCGGUUCAGGCUUCGGUAUAGGGUUCGGUUUGGUUCUUGAUUUCGGAUUAUACCGGAAUAGCUGCCCGGAAGCAGAGUCCAUCGUCUACUCGUUGGUCGAGAGCGCGGUUUUACAGGAUCCAAGAAUGGCGGCUUCUCUCCUCCGUCUUCAUUUCCACGACUGUUUUGGAUGUGAUGCUUCGGUGUUGUUGGAUGACACAGAAGGAUUGGUUGGUGAGAAAACGGCGCCACCGAAUCUUAAUUCACUGCGAGGGUUCGAGGUUAUCGACUCGAUAAAGUCUGAUCUUGAAUCUGUAUGUCCAGAGACUGUCUCAUGCGCAGAUAUUCUUGCCAUGGCUGCUAGAGAUUCAGUCGUUGUGUCGGGUGGACCAAGCUGGGAGGUGGAAGUAGGAAGAAAAGACGGUAGAACCGCGAGUAAACAGGCAGCAACAACUAGCUUACCAUCACCAAACUCAACCGUACCAACUCUCAUCUCAAUCUUUCAAAAUCUAGGCCUUUCGCAAACCGACAUGGUCGCUCUUUCCGGUGGGCAUACAUUGGGAAAGGCCAAGUGCACAUCGUUUACAGCUCGGUUGCAGCCACUGCAAACCGGACAACCGGCUAACAACGGAGACAACCUUGAGUUCCUUGAGUCGCUACAGCAACUGUGCUCGACCUUUGACCCUUCUGUAGGUAUCACUCAGCUUGACUUGGUGACACCGUCGACAUUUGACAACCAGUACUAUGUUAACCUCCUCUCCGGUGAGGGACUGCUUCCAUCGGACCAAGCUUUGGCGGUUCAGGACCCAGGGACGAGAGAGAUCGUCGAGACCUACGCAGUGGAUCAGUCGGUUUUCUUCCAAGAUUUCAAGAACGCUAUGGUUAAGAUGGGUGGGAUAACUGGUGGUAGUGAGGGGGAGAUUAGGAGGAAUUGUAGAACGAUUAACUAA